Monascus purpureus is the source of this 1285-nucleotide messenger RNA. NCBI's taxonomy places the organism in Eukaryota, Fungi, Ascomycota, Eurotiomycetes, Eurotiales, Aspergillaceae. The record is from the annotation of a GenBank genome assembly.
CAACGCACAGCAUUCACACCACAAUGGCUGCAAGCCGGCCAUCUAGGUAUUUAGCACGAGCGUUGCCCCGGGCUUCUGUGCCAUCAGCACGCCUGCAGCCAUCUAGCUGGCGUCGCAAUGCCUCCGGUCAGGCGUCGGGGAAUUCUUCGGAUACCAUCGACGAUAUUGAGCCCGCGACGUCCUUUGCUGCGACGGUGCCGGAAGAGAUUGUGAAAACAUUCGACCCUGUUGCAAAAGCUAAGGCACGAAAGUUCAAGCUUCCAAGAAGUCGUUAUCAAUUUCGCUCCCCCAAAUAUGACCGUGGUCCUCUACAUCCACACAGGCCUCCGCCGCCAUCAGAUCCUUCCUCGCGACUCUUCGUGCCGGGACCCUUCUCUCUGCCCCGAGUGGAGCAGACGUACCAAUCUACCGUAGCUUCAGAUAUCAUGACUCUCUGCUACGUCCACACUCCGCCGGGUUUUGAACCACCAUCAAAAGCACCCCGUCUUCGCUCCUGGGAUGACAGUUCCCCGUACCAUGUCAACAGGCCCCUGCGCGGACCUCGCGGAGGUGACGUUCUAAGAUUACUUCGCAAACCGAUCAACUUCAGAAACAUACCCAAGCUGGAGCGCGUCACUAUUCAUAGCUAUAUCAAGCAAGCCGCUACGGAGAGUUCAGCUUGGCUUCACGUCGCUGGCAUGGCGGUCCAGGCCAUAUCGAAUGUGCGCGUGGAAACAUUCAAGUCUAAGAGCUCCGUCUCUCCCUGGGGUAUCGCGCCUGGUAGAAGCACUGUGGCUGUCAAGGCAGAGCUGCGAGGAGAGGAUAUGUACCACUUUGUGGGGAAAUUGAUCGAUGUCGUCAUGCCAAAAAUCAAAGACUGGAAGGGUGUCAAAGGUACUAGCGGCGAUAGCAGCGGAAAUAUUACCUUUGGUCUGGAACCGGAGAAUGUCGCCUUAUUCCCUGAGAUUGAAGUUAACUAUGACAUGUACCCGGCUAAGAUGAUUCCUGGAUGCCACAUCACCUUGCACACCUCCGCGAGAACCGACAAGGAUGCCCGACUUCUUCUCAGUGCCCUAGGAAUUCCAUUUUAUGGAAAGAUCGUCAAUUAGGCAGUCGCUUAUUACUGAAGAAAGUCCGUUUAGCCUUAUCCCUACAAACCCUAGGAAUGUUUGUACCAAAGAAGCUGCCAGCGCAUUUUUGGGGUUUGCCAAUUUGUACACUGAUUCCCUGCGUUUUUCUAGUAUUUUCCCCUUAAAUUUACCUCAUGUAAAAUAUUUAUAUAGCAGUUGUAUUGUUGGAUUGAUUA